This is a messenger RNA of Diuraphis noxia (Russian wheat aphid), 1156 nucleotides long. RefSeq names its product M-spondin (gene mspo). The record is from RefSeq and is a predicted model, not a curated record. Lineage: Eukaryota; Metazoa; Arthropoda; Insecta; Hemiptera; Aphididae. Gene Ontology annotation, cellular component: extracellular matrix. Gene Ontology annotation, biological process: cell adhesion.
AUGUCAAAUGAAAUGGGUUUACAACAAAAAGAAAAAUUAGAACAGAGAAAAUUUUAUGGAGCUGAUCCAUUAGACGCGGGAUGCGACAAUGGAUUCACGUUUACAGCGCCAAACUGGCCGACCGAUCCACAGGGCAUCGUAUACCGAAUAAAAAGCAACUAUCCAUCACACCCAGCCAGUUCUUUCUAUUAUCCACAGUUCAAUCGGUUGCCGACCAUAGCAACUUUUCAAUUUAUAAAAAUUAAAGAAUAUGAACAGUCUUUGAACGGCAGAGGGCAAGCAUCAGAUCCUACAGUAAAAAUUGAAGAGAGUGUGAUUAAAGUUUUAAAUGGUGAAAAUGAUAGCGAUCGAGAAGUACAACUUGAAAUAGAACAGCAAAGACGAGAACAAGAGUACAAUAACUAUAAAAGUAUUGAUGAUGAUAAAGUAUCGGUUUCCAACGUCACGUCAUCCAUAUCAAUAACAAAAGAUAAUAAAGAAGCGUUGAUGAACAGCAUUUUGGACAACUAUCAUGUUCAAAAGCAUAAGAAAACUCAUAAAAAAUCAAGGUACCGGGAUUGCCGGUUAGGUGUCUGGUCUGAAUGGAGCGCAUGCAGCGUAUCGUGUGGCAUCGGCGAAAUGCAGAGGCGUAGAGAGGUGAUAAAACACCCAAGAGGAGCAGGACGGCAGUGUCCACCAUUGUUGCAGACCAAAUGGUGUGGGAGCGCCAAAGACUGUCCUCCUCAAACACAUUUUGAGUGGUAAUAAUAUUAAUUAUAAUAAUAUAUUCAAUAGUAUAAUAUUGUAUAUGUUAUUAUAAUAGUAUAUAUUGUCUACCAUAAAUCAAUUAUCAACAAUCAUUUAAUUUUAUAAAAAAACACUAUCUUCUGUUUUGAACGGUGAUCAAAAACUGGUCCCGAAAUCUCCUAUYUUCAUAAUUUCCUCGAUUCCAAAUAACAUAAAUUGCAUACAAUAUAUAGGACUAUAGGUAUUAUUAUAUAUUUAUAUUUAUUUUUAUUUAAAAAGCUACAAUAAUUUGACACUCGUUCCAAUAAUGAAAUCGUAUCACUACCGUCAUUCAUUGCCCACUUUUUCUACAUGAUCAUUUUUUUAAGUUUUGUCUCAUUAUUUUUAACUACAAAAUUGUAAGAUUUGCUGUAAAAUAUUUACUUGUAUA